GUUGCAUGUGACUGAUGAUGUGAGCAUGUUCGUUUCAUAAUAAAAAUGUUGCCAGGUAACCAAAAAGUCGUAUGUUUUUGUGCGAAUUACGAUCAUAAUCUUUACGAUCGUACAUUAAAAAAUAGACAAAUAAUAGUAUGAGUACGAUUUAAAUCGUAUAUCUGUCAACCCUGCUAGCAAGACAGCGACAAAAUCACGUUGCAUAACAAUGUAGCCCAAGCUUAUAUCUUAUGAAAUAUACGGAAGAGAUACGGACUUAGAAAAAACAGAAAUGUUGUUCUUUGUGGAAGUCAUUGAUGAAAUUCUAUGUAUUUUAGCCCGCAAACUUUCUUCAAACAAAAACAGCGCCAUCUAGUAUCGAGUUCUGUAAUUAUCUCUUUGUUUAUGGAUUUGAAGUAAGACCGCCACGCAUGCAAUACAUUAUGACUGGGGAUUCCCCUAUUCGUCGACGCUGAAUAUGAGGCGACGACAAUCACUGUCAAACGUGUUCACUAUUACUCUGACUCUGGUAACGUGACUUCCUGGUAACGUGUUAGGUAGGAAAAGCAGUAAAAAAGUGCAUAUUAAGGGAGCAGAUUUGAAAUAAUAUUUAUACUUAACAAGAAAUAAUUAAAGGUUCAAUGGGGAGACCUAAAGAUUUACGCAUAUGGGAGCACUACCGUACUUUACCAAACAAGUCUGUUUCUUGCAAGCUUUGUAAUAAGGUCUACAAAUUCAGUAAUGCUGCCAAAAUGCUUCAACAUCUUAUCACUUGUCCAAAAUCUCCAGAAACAUUAAAAGACUCUAUGAAACUUAUAAAAGAUAGCUCGUCCAAAACCAAAAUGUCUGGACUGUCAGAGAUAGAGACAAAUGAUUCUUUUAUAAGCCCCUCGUCGUCUGCUAACACUACAAUAAAUGCUGAGUUUCAAGACACCGAUGAUCAUAUAAAAACAGAAUUAGCGAGAGCUAUAUUUGUAACAGGGACGCCAUUAUCGAUGGUGCAACAUCCUUUAUGGAUACAAUUUUUCGAAAAAUUGCAACCAAAAUUUAAAAUACCUUCACGUAAAGCUUUAGCGACAAAAUACUUAGAUAAAAUAUAUAGAGAAAUGCGUUUUGAGUUAAAUGAGGAACUAAAUGCUUGUAGUUACUUACACUUUCAGUGCGAUGGCUGGUCUAAUUUAAGAAAUGAAGGAAUAAUAAACUUUCUUAUAUCAAAACCUCAACCUGCAUACGUUAAAAGUUUGAAUACAGAAAGUAAUCCUCACACUAGUGAAUACCUUAGCCAAGAAGUUGAAAAAGUAAUGAAAGUGUAUGGAGCAAAUAAGUUUCUUGUACUUAUUGGCGAUAACGCUAGAAAUAUACAAAAGGCAUUCGAAUUAACAAAACUCAAAUAUCCACAUGUUGUUCCUCUCGGUUGCUGUGCACAUAUCCUUAACUUGUUGUGCCAAGAUAUUGUAAAGAUACAAGAAGUAACUGUGUUUAUUAUGCAAGCCAUAAAUAUAAUAAAAACUGUUAAAAGGAGUCAACGAUUAAGUUCCUUGUUGAUAAAAUCAAGGCAGGGUGAAGAUUCUACACAAACACUAAAAUUGCCUUGUGCUACAAGAUGGGGAAGUCAUGUUACUUCGUUAAAAAGUUUGAAAGCAAAUAAGAUAGCUUUGCAAAUAUUAACAGUUAGAGAAGAUGUGGUAAUUUCAAGAGAUAUUAAAGAUUUAAUUCUAAGUGAUGAUUUCUGGACGAAGACAGGGGAAUGUAUAAGUAUUUUGGAACCAGUCACUGAAAGCAUAUUUUACUUAGAGAGCGACCAGAAUCGUUUGCAUCGCACAUACAUUACAUUUAGAGAUGUACAAGCUAAGAUACGUUUUGCAUUAAAUGAGAUUUCGACAUUGAGCGAAGAAAGCAAACAGCAGAUUCUAACAUCAGUAUCUUCAAGAUGCAAUAUGGCAAUGAGGCCAAUACAUUUUGCAGCAUAUAUUCUAGACCCCAGGACUCUAGGAGUCGAACUUACUCAAGAGGAAGAACUUAAGGGUAUGGAGUUUAUCUACAAUUUAAGCCAACACUUAAGUUUGUCAAAUGUAAUGGCAGAUUUGGCGUGUUAUAAAGCUAAAGAAAACUUUUGGGCCAGAGGAUUUGUAUGGAGCUCAUUAGAUAGCAUUGAGCCCCUAAUAUGGUGGAAAGGUAUUUGUGGUUCCACUGAGUUAAGCAAAGUAGCGAUUCGUAUUCUAUCAGCUCCCUGUACUUCGGCAGCCACUGAGCGUUCCUUUAGUAUCCAAGGCUACAUACAUAAUAACAAAAGAAAUCGACUUACAACUGAAAGAACUGAAAAAAUUUCAUUCAUUUGUUAUAACUGGAAUCUUAAACAUAAAGCUGAAUGCGAGGACAUUCAGUUUAAUGAAGAAAAUACCUUAGAAGCUUUCAUUGAGCAAGUAAAUGAACAUAACAGUUUAGACGAAAUAGAGCCUAUCGAACCUAUACAAUUCAUCGCUUGUAAUAACUCUGAAUCUGACAGUGAUUGACUGUAGUUUUACAUUUUACUUUCAUCUCUUUCUUAAUAAACUCAAAAUCAAAUUAAAAGUUUUUUAUUCUGUAGGCUGCAUAAUAAUAUUGUCUAUGUCCAGUAUAGUGGACGUCUUGCGGCUGAGAUGACGAUGAUGAAGUACAAAAUCAUAAACACCCAAAAAUUUGGGUGUUUAUGGGGUUUAAACCCAAUAAACCCAAAACACCCGGUUUUUACCCACCAGACUUUAAACCCACCCAGGUGGAUUGCCC
Messenger RNA from Galleria mellonella (greater wax moth), 2745 nucleotides. RefSeq lists its product as uncharacterized. The record is from RefSeq and is a predicted model, not a curated record. NCBI's taxonomy places the organism in Eukaryota, Metazoa, Arthropoda, Insecta, Lepidoptera, Pyralidae. The coding region runs from base 621 to 2492 and encodes 623 amino acids. Gene Ontology annotation, molecular function: DNA binding; protein dimerization activity. The transcript has 2 exons.